Molecule: messenger RNA, 2136 nt
Organism: Colletotrichum orchidophilum
Lineage: Eukaryota; Fungi; Ascomycota; Sordariomycetes; Glomerellales; Glomerellaceae
Exons: 5
Coding region: 1-2136 (711 amino acids)
Biological process (GO): regulation of DNA-templated transcription
Molecular function (GO): DNA-binding transcription factor activity, RNA polymerase II-specific; zinc ion binding
Source: RefSeq, a predicted model, not a curated record
AUGUCGCUCCCCGCAAAGCGUCGUCGCGUCAUUCUUCCCGCACCGGGCGCCAAACCUUCUGGAUCUCUCCCGCCCGCCUCUUCGUCCCUGGCAGCAGCAGCAGCAUCUCAGCAGCCCUCGGCCUCAGGGCGCGGAUCGACCGGUGGAAGCGGGAGCAGCGAGGAGUCCUUAUUGGGGAAUGAUCCGGGUCGCGACCUUCAGUCUAGGAGCCAGAGCAUCGACUCUUUCUCGGCCGAUGCCAAGAAGCCGAGCGCCGCUUCCAAACGACAGGUCAUUGCAGUUGCUUGCGACAAUUGCCGCCGGAGAAAGGCAAAGUGCGACGGCCAUCGCCCCAAAUGCCAGCAUUGCUCUAAAAGGGGCGUCGAGUGCCAUUAUGAGGCCAACCAGGGCGAGACUGUAAGUCUCGCGCUCAAACGCAAGGCCAACGACCUGGAAACCGAAAAUGUCCAGUACAGAGACCUUUUCCGCAUGGUCUGCACCAAAUCAGAGGAUGAGGCAAAGGAGAUUUUCCGCCGCAUACGCCAGUCCGGCGACCCCCUCAGAGUACUCGAAUCCAUUCGCCAGGCAGAGAUUCUGCUCCCCUCGCUCCCCGUAAAUGACCGCAUCAGCGAUUCGCGAUUAGUGAAACUCAACGAAAAGGCCAUGGAAAACAGUGUCCUCCGCGUGCCGGCAAAACCCUGGACAACUGUUGCCGAUGACGGUAUUGUUUCCGAGUUAAUCACCGACUUUUUCAGCUGGGACAAUGCUGGUUGCUUUCCGGCCGUUGAACAGAACUUGUUUCUCGAGGACAUGAGGUCUGGCGAUAUCAAGCGCGCCAAGUGGUGCUCCCCUAUCUUGGUCAACGCAAUGUGUGCAGUCCGAGCUCCCUUCGUUGCAACCGUCAAACAAUUCCACUCCAUUACUGGCCAAGACCUGGCCAGGCAGUUUCGGGAAGAAGUCAUGCAGCUGGUGGAAAAGAGCCACGGCCGAGCGUCCAUCCCGACCAUCCUCGCCCUCGUCCUCGUGGAUUGGUCGGCGAGUAUUGCAGGCGACGAGGCCAGUGCGAAAAUGUACCGCUUCAUGGCAUGGGAACGCUAUAAGCGCUUCAAACCGGAGCGACGGUUCGCUAUGCUGAACAAGGAUGACCCUAACGAUGCCAUUGAAAUGCUCUGCAUUUCCAAAGCGAAGCCCUUGCAACAAGCUGACCCUAGACUUGGUAGCCGCGUGUCAUAUUUUUACCACUCAGCAGCAGAUAUGCCGCCCCCCUCAAUACCCAGAUUAUUCGACAACUGCGGGCGAGAUGCAGUCGAGCCUCUGGGCAACGUCGACAUUCUCGGUCGACCCUAUUUAGAAUCUACAAACCAAAUACCACUCGUCCCUGGAAUGGCAACAGUUGUGUCCAACCUCGCCUGCUUACAGUACGACAUCAUGUCGUACCUCACGUCCGGUAGCACCAUCAAGGGCAGCAUCGAAGACGUGAGGCGGAAAAAGCACUGGUACUGCAGAUUGCAGGAGUUCAGACUGGCUUUGCCCAAACGUUUUCAGAUCGAAUACAACUUGACCCCAGCAACCUGCUUCCUGAGGAUGCAUGAGAACGAGAUAGCCUAUGCCGUCCUCCAGUCUCUCAGCCCAUCGACCAUUUUUGACACUCCCUACACCACACCCUCAACCACUGUGAAAUCCCUUUGCCUCCAGCACUGCAUAUCCGACACGACCCUCGCUGAGGCGUACCUACAACGCUACUGCACCCACUCGUACAUCACCCGCCUCGUAUUCGUGGCGAUGCAGAACCUCAUGCCCUAUCUCAAUGACACUCACGCUGCCACCAACGACCUCUUCACCCGUCUCUGCAUGAUGGGCGGUCUCUCAGCACGCGUCGUCCGCAUGUCAAUGUACCUCCUGCAAGCGGUGCAGGCCAUGGCCUGGGCGAUGAAGCAGGACAUCCCGGCUGCCGCGCGGCCGUACCUCGAUCCCUGGGUAAAGCUGGCGAUUGAGGACAGUGAGACAAAGGCACCGAGCUACGCGGUCCCGGAUCGCGAGGAGAUCAAGGCACUCUUGGCAGACGAGGACCAGAGUGACGGAGGUUCCGGCGAGAGCGGUGCCGAGCUGUGGGCUUUGGUGGAGAGGUGGGCUCUUAGCACUGGCAAAGGUCUCUAA